CAAAUGCAAAAAAGUUAAAAAGGCGCACAGCUACUCCGUCGCUUCUCACAUUACCUGUUACUAUUUUGCCUGGCUGACAACCGACCUCGAUUUUGCUUGGAACGAAGGACAACCGCUUUGGCACUGCCUUGUUUAGCGUUAUUUGGAUAAAAUUUUCCACCAUGGCCGGCCCCAUCCCCCUUGUGAAGAAGACAAUAGUAAAGAAGCGAACUAAGAAGUUCGCUCGGCAUCAGUCCGAUCAAUUCUGGCGAAUUGGCCGAUCCUCAUGGCGAAAGCCCAAGGGUAUUGAUGGACGUGUGCGUCGUCGUUUCAAGGGAGCCAUCCCCAUGCCCAGUGUUGGUUACGGAUCCGACAAGACAACCCGCAACGUCCACCCCAACGGAUUCAAGACAGUGGUUGUCAGCAAUGUUGGAGAACUCGAGAUGCUCAUGAUGCACAACCGUACUUAUGCUGCUACCGUUUCGAAGUCUGUUUCCUCCAAGAAGCGAAGGGAAAUCAUCACACGUGCAGAGCAGCUUUCAAUCCGCGUGACAAACGGAAAUGCCAAAUUGCGUGCGGAGGAAGAUGCUUAGAAUACCAAUAUAUCAAGAUUUAUUUAGCAGCAACGGUUGUGAUAAUCCAGCAUGAUGGUUGGAGUCUCAGUAUCUGUGCCACUCAAAAUUAGUUCAAUAAUACUACUAGCCUUGGUUGCAGUAUUUU
Seminavis robusta is the source of this 699-nucleotide messenger RNA. The record is from the annotation of a GenBank genome assembly. Lineage: Eukaryota; Bacillariophyta; Bacillariophyceae; Naviculales; Naviculaceae.